Molecule: messenger RNA, 1206 nt
Organism: Symbiodinium natans
Lineage: Eukaryota; Dinophyceae; Suessiales; Symbiodiniaceae
Source: the annotation of a GenBank genome assembly
AUGGUCAAGCCACUGAGGGUAUUGACUUGGAACGCCGGGCACUUAGGUCAGCAGCAAUGGGCUGAGCUUCGCACCUGGUUGCGUACUGCAUCAGAUCAGUAUGAUGUGAUUGCUCUGCAAGAGACGCACUGGCAGGAAAGCACAGAGUUUGACGUUGAGGGGUGGCAUUGCAUAAGCUCUGCCAGCAAAGGCAAGGCCAAAGCUCCCAAGGCAAAAAGUAAACCUACGCCAGAUCACAACUCUUCUGAACAGCCAGGCACACAACCGCAGGAUCAGCGUGUUCACGAUGACAAGAGGGCAGACGGAGUAAUGAUACUCACGGCCCCGCACAUUCCCAAAGCUACCAUAAGAUGGAGCGAGCAUCACAAAGAAAGGGUCUUAGAAGUGGUCUUUCAAUGGAAGGGCGCACGCGUGCACAUAGUGUCGGUGUAUCAGCACGUUUGGACCACCUCCAAAACAGCCCAGCAAAACCGGGAGGAUAGAUCGAAGUGUCUUGCUUCUCUAUCCAAAGCGGUCCGGGGAGUUCCGCAGCGUGACACGCUAGUGGUACUGGGAGAUUUCAACUCUACGCUGAACACAAGUGUGGGAGUUGUGGGUACCUGCACUCCAGGCUCUCCGCAACAUCGCUCAGCAGAAGAUGCACACUUCCAGCGCCUAGUGCAAGGACAUGGAUUAGUUGCGCUCAAUACAUGGUCCUCGGGAUCAGGCUUGACGUUCCACACUGCCACCUCAGAGUCCCAAAUCGAUUAUAUCCUGGUCCCGAAGUCAUUGGCGCGUGGAGAAUCUAAGCAGAGCAAACCUCUGACAGACUUCCCGCUGGGACGGUGGAAGAAAGGCGGACAUUCCCCGGUCGAGGCAACCAAGCGAAUGUGGGCCCGGUUGACGGCCCUAGAUGAGGAUUUAGCCAACUCCACGCUGUCCUCGGCAGACCACGAGACACUGGCGCGAGACCUCUCCAUGACCAUGCUAAAGCAGUGUUUCAACGGCAUGACAGACUGCAAUUUGAGGUCGGUGCCACAGUUCGCCUACCAGCCUCAAAGAGGACUUUCUGAUGCCCUUUCCAGACUCUCGAAGCACACCAGAGAGGACCUCAUGGACACUCUUCACGAAGCUGGGGCGCCGUCAGACAUCCAGGGAUUAGUGGCAUCACUGCAUUCCAACAGCCGAUAUACGGAAAGCUAUUCCGAGAACUCGCAGAGGUCGUAG